Molecule: messenger RNA, 651 nt
Organism: Lecanosticta acicola
Lineage: Eukaryota; Fungi; Ascomycota; Dothideomycetes; Mycosphaerellales; Mycosphaerellaceae
Source: the annotation of a GenBank genome assembly
AUGGCUUCCGAACAGCAGCAGCCAUGGCACGCCGCCUUCCCAGCCCCCACGAUGACCGCCGAUGUCUUUCCCCAACGGCGGGCGCUUAUGGUCCUAUCGAUGAAGAUAGCCAGCAUGCUCAUUGUAGAUGUUCGCCGGACCGACUACGAAGGCGGUGCCAUCCGCGGGAGCAUCAACAUUCCGGCGCACGGCUUCUGGUGGAAUCGCGGCAUUCUCUACGAGUUGGCCUACAAAAGUGACAUGGAAUGGGUCGUUUUCACCUGCGGCAGCUGCAAAGAGGGCAGUAGAGGGGCCAGGUGCGCUGCUUGGUUUCUGGACCAUGUUCGGAACACAGCACAAGAUGAUGAUAUGCAGGUCAUGGUUCUCGAAGGCGGGAUGAAAGGUUGGAUCAGGGCGGGAGCACAAUACACGCAGUUUGUGGACGGGUAUGAUCCGGAGUACUGGAAGGGACAGCUUGGCGAGGAUGUCCCGGAGAAGGCUAGACUUGGAAUGAAACAGCCAGACACGGGUGAUGGUGUGAAAGCGAAUGAUAAGGAGCGGGAGGAGCAAGAGCCUGCUACCAUAGCGGGCAGUCCAAACGCCGCAGCUUUCAAGCCGCCUAAAGAGAAGGUCUGGUCUUUUGAGAGCAUGAUGGGUGACGGUAGCGUAUGA